Molecule: messenger RNA, 387 nt
Organism: Mercurialis annua (annual mercury)
Lineage: Eukaryota; Viridiplantae; Streptophyta; Magnoliopsida; Malpighiales; Euphorbiaceae
Product: putative defensin-like protein 53
Exons: 2
Coding region: 4-243 (79 amino acids)
Source: RefSeq, a predicted model, not a curated record
AUAAUGGGAGUAGCAAAAUUUGUUAUUGUUUCUCUUGCUAUCAUUGCUUUGAUUUUGAUGCCUACCGUCAGGGCAGAUUUUGAAACACAAAGAGCAGUUGAUCCAUUUUGCUACCAGACUUGCUCAGGAUCCUAUUCCAACACAGAAUGUUUAGCAGAUUGCAUUGCUAAAAAGUUCAAAUUUGGUAAAUGUCUUACAGGCCAACGCUCCGGAAAACUUCCGGUCUGUUGUUGUAGUCCUUGAUGGAAGCUCGUUCGUUCGAGUUUAAUUUUUUUUUGAAUUAAGUUUUGAUUAUUGUUCUACAUCUAUUUGUUCCGGGAGAAUAAUAAAUUUAAACUAGCUACUUGUGGUUUGGAAUGUUCUUCUUGUUAGUUGUUAGUGUCAUUG